This is a messenger RNA of Ornithodoros turicata, 656 nucleotides long. RefSeq names its product acetylcholinesterase-like. The coding region runs from base 63 to 596 and encodes 177 amino acids. Gene Ontology annotation, molecular function: acetylcholinesterase activity. Gene Ontology annotation, cellular component: plasma membrane. The record is from RefSeq and is a predicted model, not a curated record. Gene Ontology annotation, biological process: choline metabolic process; acetylcholine catabolic process. The transcript has 2 exons. Lineage: Eukaryota; Metazoa; Arthropoda; Arachnida; Ixodida; Argasidae.
UCCUAGCCACCAUAUCAGUGGAAGUAGGUCAGGGCACAGAAUCUGUCAGGAACGCCGUCAACAUGAUCUUCGACGCGUACAAGAUCGACAGGGCGGACGAAGGUGGCAAGCUGCUGAGCCGUUACGGUAGGGACGGCACAAACAUGUCGAGGGUCUACGACAUGGUGGCGGACAUGAUAUACGACUGCCCCGUCUUGAGCUUCGCCCAGUAUCUUGCCUCACGUGGCAACCACGUACGGACGUAUGUCUUUGACCACAAGGCGACCUUCUCCACCUUCAAUACAUGCAUCGGCGCACCGAGGUUUCAGGAACUCGACUUCGUUUUUGGGACCCCGAUACACAACGCCUCCCUGGACGGGACCGCGGCGGAAGUGAUCCUCAGCCGGAAGAUGAUCGAAAUGUGGACGGGCUUUGCCAAGACAGGGAGUCUCCCUAACAUCCGGCAGGAUCCCUGGCCGUAUUUCACUGUUGCCGAGCAGCAGCAUGUCCGAAUAACCACAGGACCGCUCGAGAUAAUUUCGGAUUAUAAGAAGCACACCUGCAAAACCAUGAGCGAUGUCAUGGAAGAGCUGCAUUCCUGGCAAACACUCCAAUGAAUCGGAUCCAAUAAAGGCGCAUCAUAAUGUACGGGCGCACUAGAAAUCUCCCCUUCUCCA